Pocillopora verrucosa is the source of this 771-nucleotide messenger RNA. The record is from RefSeq and is a predicted model, not a curated record. NCBI's taxonomy places the organism in Eukaryota, Metazoa, Cnidaria, Anthozoa, Scleractinia, Pocilloporidae.
AUGAGACAAAAAGAUGACCAACCAUUUAUUGAACAAUUAAAUAAAUUCAGAACCGGUUCACAGACUGAUGAAGAUGUUCAGUGCAUUCAAUCCAGGUCAACAAGUCCAUUGGAUGAUAACUACCCAACAGAUUCUUUACAAAUAUGGGCUGAGAAUAAUCCUGUUACACAACAUAACAAUGCAAAACUAAAGGUCAGACUGACAGCCAUUGAUCAACAUCCAGCCAAUAUUUCAAAGCAAGAUAUUGAUAGAGUACUAGCAACAGGAAGAUCAGAGACAGGUGGACUUGAUCAUAACAUCUUUGUCAAAGAAACAGCCAGAGUUAUGUUAACCACUAAUAUUGACAUAGCAGACAGGCUUAUUCAUGGUCAAAUGGGUACAAUUAUCAAAAUUAAUAUGAAUAGGAACAAAAAAAAAACAUCAAUAAUAUAUAUUAAAUUUGAUGACAGUUUGGUUAGAAAGGCCUUAAUUGACAAAUGCAAUAAUACAUUUGCUAAACAAAACAGAUUAGUACCCAUUGAACCUAUCCUAGCAAGAUUCAGGAUAAGACCUGUCCAAGAGAAGGAAAAGAAAAUAAAAGCAUUGUGCUUUUCACCGAGUAAACAUAAAGCCAAUGUGGAAACCAAAGCCGAAGGUGGCAAACCAUCCAAAUUAACCAAAUGUACCUACCACGUAACAGAAGAAAAUGUAAUUUGGGUGAACGCAGCUACGCAAAUCAACCAUGCCUUGGAAGCGAACGUUGAUUUUCCUUGCGACACCGAUAACAACUAA